Neospora caninum is the source of this 1545-nucleotide messenger RNA. RefSeq lists its product as hypothetical. The transcript has a single exon. Bases 1 to 1545 code for a protein of 514 amino acids. The record is from RefSeq and is a predicted model, not a curated record. NCBI's taxonomy places the organism in Eukaryota, Apicomplexa, Conoidasida, Eucoccidiorida, Sarcocystidae.
AUGGAUGGCAACGGAGAGGACGAGUACUCUGCAGGUGAGAAGGAAGCAAUUUUCCUUCAUCCUGCAGAUCGCCCAGAAAAGGAUGCUACCGGGAUUUCAGUUCCCAAUUCUGCAUCGAACCGGGCAUCUAAAAUGGCCGGUGAGGUCCGCGAGCGCCUUGUACUCUUGUCUGAAGAGUCACCGUCAGCCGAGAGACUGGCAUCUGAUCGAUCAGGCAUACCAGAUCCGUUUCCUGAUGUACAGAUCCCCGCUACUCAGUCACCUUGUGACGCUUCUUCUAGUUCUGAAAAUGGCGGAGUCGACAUAAAAGAUCCCCCCAUUUUUUCAGGCGGGAAUGAAAUCCGUGACACUUCAUCGGGUAUCCACCCGGGCCCCGGAUUCCUCUCCUGUUCGAUAUCCUCGGAUUCGCUGGUGUACUCAACGAGCAGCUGCCCACCGCGACAGGAUACAGACCAGCAAAACGGAACCAGUGCGCGUGUCUCUGAAGCAGAUAGCCGACGCAGCAGUACCUCUGAGGCUCCUCGCUGUAUGUCUGAUUCACCAUCCCCUAGAAGUCCGCCCGUCUUUCCGACUACGCCGGAAGAAAGGGGUCGGAACUCUGGAAGUUUCCCAUCAUCUCGUCCACUGAUGCCGGGCAUUUCAAACAGCCCCCGGAGGUCCGAGCAACCUCUUACGUCUUCUCGCGCCCUGGAAACUGCAUCGGCCGAGCCAGAGUCCCAACACUUGAGCCCCUCAAUGAGACAGCCGCUGACCACUCAUCCAGGCAACGGCGCUGAUGAACGACUGGUGCACACCAGUACAUGGGUCCCUGUUGGUGAUCUCUCCGGAAAGAAAAUGGAAUAUCCGGUCGAGUCGCUGCGUCUUCAGAAUCUGGAUCAGCUGAUCUGGCGAGUCAGGCUCGUGAGAGAGGUGCUUGCCGGACUCAUAGGGAUGCAGGCUGUUUUUUCCCUGACCAGCUUUGUGUUUGAUAAUGCAGCUGCCGGCAUCGUUGCGCUCUUCUGCAUGCUCUGCAGCGUCUUCGCCCAUGCUGACCGACGGCCGGCAUCCUACCUGCUUACUUGCUUGCUGGCGCUGGCGCUCGCAUCGACUGUACUUGCGUCGCUCUGUACUCGUGUUUACGGCUUCGAGCCGUACUACGUAGACGUGACUCUGCACCGAGUGAGCAUAGGUCAGAUUGCAGUUCUGCUUUUGGUGAGUAUCAGCACCGCGAUUCUCACUUACCAGACCAUCAGUUUGCAAAAAGCGCAGAGGAGGAAAGCAGAAAACAGCACUCAUGGAGGUGACCAGAUGGUACUUCCUGGAGUACUGUCCAAUGUUCUACUACAGCGAGGCACCUCAAAUGCUCGUUAUAUUCUGCGAUCAGCUGAAUCCGCUGCUGCGGCAGCGAAGGUGGAAGGGACAGUGGGAAUCAGCAUUCCACCGGCUCUCCAAGAAGAGGACGAUGAAGCGGAGACCAACACUGACUGCAGUUUUGAUCGCCGAGAGUCUGUCUGCGUGCAAAGGGAAGGUGCUUCUCGUCUCGGGAGCACUCUGCCGCCUGCGUAG